AAGUUGAAUGGCAACAAUGGUCAGUUGCUAAGUCCACACGAGGUUGGCAGGAGUGUACGUGCGCGUUCCCAGCUCUCUAGUGUCGUAGUUUCACCAAAAAUUGAAUUAAAAGUGCGAAAAAAUGGUGUGAAUUCACAAUUUCCCGCAUUUGAACAAGGGAUGAAGGUGAAGUGCGUAUUAUGUGGGUGAUAUCACGGGUGGCGUAUGCAACGUAAACGUAAUAAUAUGUUAGCGCGGACUUGGACACACGUCACCAGUUGAUGUUAUGCAGAUUCUUAAUUGAAGCCAAUCACAGAACAAGCCGCCAGCAUGAAGUGCGGAGGCCGCUUCAUCACGAAACUCCUCAUCCAGCUGAUGGCCGUCGGCAUAAUCAUCUUCACCAUCAUCCAAUUCCGCCCCAUCAAGCUCGACAUGACCGUCCCCCACCUCAACAGCCGCUUCCUCCUCCAGAAGCGGCUCGACCCCCUCACCCGCCACGCCGACUCCACGACCGAAAGCAACGACCUUGAGCCGUUCGUCGACAAGAGCCCAUCCCUGUCCGAGGACAAGCUGGUCGAGGACAUCCAGAAGCGCAUGCCCAACCUCCCCAUCGUCUACUGGAACAAGAACAAGAACAAGCCGAUGGGCAUGAACCACUCCUGCGCCCGCUUCCCCAGCAUGUUCGACCUGGAAUUCAACAACCUCUACUGGCAGACGCUGCGCACCUCCAACGGCACGUUCCAGCUCUUCGGCGCCUAUUUGGACAAAAGGGCCAACAAUAGGCUGGGCCCCACUGUGCGCAUCCUGGGCAUGAUCGACAGGAUCGAACCCACGGUGGUGACCUAUUGCCAGUUUUGGUUCGACGGGAAAAAGGAACCAGUGGUGGCGAAGUCGUUCGAGUACAAGUACAUUUGGUACAAGAAGUGGGGGAACUACAAGCAGGGGAUUUACCAGCCGUAUUUGACAGCGUGUGUCAUCCCCCAACACUAUAGGGACAAAAUCCCCCAAAGUAUAUCACUAGUGGAGAAGGCUUGUGACAACUCAACUAAUAAUCUGAGAGUGAUUUUUGAAAAACCAACACAGAAAAAAGACUUUGCUGUGUGUGUCAAAGGUUUGGACUUCCUCCAUGAGGACUUGUCCGUGCGUUUGAUCGAAUGGAUCGAACUUUUGAACCUUCUAGGUGCCGAUAAAGUGUUCUUUUACGAACUCCAGGUGCACCCUAACAUUAGCAAAGUGCUGCGACAUUACGAGCAAGAGGGCAAAGUGCACGUCACCCCCAUUAACCUAGCCGGGGGGCAACCCAACGCCCCCUCCUUCCAGCACUUGUACCUCACCAAGAAGACCAACCACAAGCGCCAGAACGAGCUGAUCCCUUACAACGACUGCUUCUACAAGCACAUGUACGAGUACAAGUACAUCGCCCUUUUGGACAUCGACGAGGUGAUCAUGCCUCUGGAGGGCACCACCUGGAAGGGCCUCAUGGACAAGGUCCUGCCCAAGGCCCUCAAGAUCAACAAGGAGGAAAGGGCGUCUUACAACGUCCGCAACGUCUACUUCCUGGACGAUCUACUCCACAACCACGGCUGGUUCAAGGAGAUCCCCAAGUACAUGCACAUGCUGCAGCACGUCUACCGGGCCAAGAACUUCACCAAGCCCGGACAGUACGUCAAGUGUUUCCACAAUACGGAAAAAGUGCUAACUUUGCACAACCAUUUCCCGCUCUCGUGUCUGGGAAGUGGGUGUACGUCGUAUCCCAUUGAGACAAGUGACGCUCAACUGCACCAUUACCGCGCCGACUGCGUCAAAACGCUGAAGAAGAGCUGCGAGGAGUACAGGAAGACGAGUGUGAUGGACACCACCAUUUGGAAGUUUAAGCAGCCGUUGGUGGGGCGUGUGACGGCCACUUUGCGGACUUUGGGAUAUUUUGCCAAUCAGGAGAAGGACAGUAAGCGGUGAUGAUUGCGUGCUCAAUUUACAAGUUCCAGAAAAUUGUGAUAAAUUGUUGGAUGCCAUGGAGGUUUUUUGCUCAAUUUGGUUGCGUUUUGCGUAGGUUAAGGCAUCGCUCGAGUGUAUAUAGAUGAGGCGAGUUUGCAUUGUGCCUUUAGGUAAUAGAUGUAAGGAUUAACUAUUUAUUCUAUGUAAGUUAUUUAUAAACGCAUUAAGAGGAAUAAAACGAUUUUCGAAUUA
Molecule: messenger RNA, 2166 nt
Organism: Tribolium castaneum (red flour beetle)
Lineage: Eukaryota; Metazoa; Arthropoda; Insecta; Coleoptera; Tenebrionidae
Exons: 4
Coding region: 310-1935 (541 amino acids)
Cellular component (GO): cytoplasm
Molecular function (GO): glycosyltransferase activity
Source: RefSeq, a predicted model, not a curated record